This is a messenger RNA of Esox lucius (northern pike), 2412 nucleotides long. It is a transcript of the gene afg1la, whose product is annotated as AFG1 like ATPase a. NCBI's taxonomy places the organism in Eukaryota, Metazoa, Chordata, Actinopteri, Esociformes, Esocidae. Gene Ontology annotation, molecular function: ATP hydrolysis activity; ATP binding. The coding region runs from base 22 to 1431 and encodes 469 amino acids. The record is from RefSeq and is a predicted model, not a curated record. Gene Ontology annotation, cellular component: cytoplasm; mitochondrion. The transcript has 13 exons.
AAAGUUGGAUUUGAAGCCAAAAUGGCGACCUGCAUGUUGUCGUCAAAGAUGUCGCCCUUGGUGGCACCCAUCAUUCGUUUACUACUGAAAGAGCAAUGCUAUUCACCAAGAAGGACAUGUAACGGUGUGCAAGAAAUUUCAAGACGAGGCUACUCGGCGGAUGCUCUCUCCCUGCCGGCUGCAGAAGAUGGCAAUGCCGCCGCAGCAUACAGCGGACCGCUGGAGCACUACAACAGUUUGGUAUGGGACGGGGUUCUCCGAGAGGACCCGCAUCAAAUAGCCGUUGUUAAGACGCUGGAUAAAAUGCACAAAACCCUACGAGGUUACACCAACCAGUCUUCAUCACUAUUUUCAAAGAUUUUCUCUAAGCCGAAGCCUCCAAAAGGCUACUACAUAUAUGGUGAUGUAGGGACAGGUAAAACAAUGGUAAUGGACAUGUUCUACUCGCAUGUGGAAACAGAAAAGAAAAAGAGGGUACAUUUCCAUGGCUUCAUGUUAGAUGUACAUAAUAGGAUACAUCGCCUUAAAAAGAGUCUGCCAAAGAGGAAAGCUGGGAGAAUGGCUAAAGCCUAUGACCCAAUUGCACCAGUAGCAGAGGAGAUCAGUGAAGAGGCCUGUCUGUUGUGCUUUGAUGAGUUUCAGGUGACAGACAUUGCAGAUGCCAUGAUCCUGAAACAGCUGUUUGAAAACCUCUUUAAGAACGGUGUUGUUGUAGUGGCCACAUCCAACCGGCCCCCUGAGGAUUUGUAUAAGAAUGGACUACAAAGGGUGAACUUUGUGCCAUUCAUUGCUGUGUUGAAGAACUAUUGCCAUGUGCUUCGGCUGGACUCCGGGAUAGACUAUCGCAGGAGAAACCGACCCUCAGCUGGGAAACUGUAUUUCCUCUCAAGUGAGCCUAAUGCGGACGCGACACUGGACAAGAUGUUUGACGAGCUGGCCUUCAAACAGAACGACAUAACACGGCCAAGGACUUUGAAACUACUAGCCAGGGAAGUGACUUUAAUGAAAGCCUGUGGAACUAUAGCAGACUGUACGUUUGAGGAGUUGUGUGAUAGACCAUUGGGUGCCAGUGACUACUUGGAAAUCUCAAGGCAGUUUGAUACUGUCUUCAUCCGGAACAUUCCCUUGCUUAAUUUAAACAAGAAGACACAAGCUAGACGCUUGAUUACACUCAUAGAUGCCUUCUAUGAACACAAGGUCCGAGUUGUAAUUCUGGCUGAUCAACCUCUGGAUGACAUCUUUGUGCAGGACGGAAAUUCCGAACACCACCAUCAUGAAAUCAUGGAUGAGCUUAACCUAAAAACAGAUGAGUUGUCCAUCUUCAGUGGAGCUGAGGAGAUCUUUGCUUUCCAGAGGACACUGUCUCGUCUCACUGAGAUGCAGACUGAAGAGUACUGGCUGGAAGGGGACAGGAGCACCACUGCCACAUAACUGUACAACUGCCCAUCAACCAUUACAGCACGAACCAUUUGACGGGAUCAGUUUGAACAAGGCAAGGCGUAAAAUCAUGUUGGUCACACAAUGGGUAUGGCGAUUUUGUAGAUCAGUGAUUCUGCGUCAUACUGCAAUGUGGUCAAACACGCACAUACACUUCCAAGAAGGACUCAACAAAUAUAUUUAUUAUACUAUGAAAGUAUGAAUUCAGUGCAUUAAGAUUUUACUUUGCAGUUGCACUUUACAAAACUGACCUUAUUGUACACAAUAUGAUGGUAAGCCUUUGGUAUUAGUGGUUUUUGUCUGUGCUGUACACAUGGAGUAGAAACUUUCAAAAAAACAUUUAAGGGAAUCCUCUUAUAUAAAUGGAACCCUUGGUUCUUAAGGUUCAUUGCUAAAUUUAUUUUACUGAAAUAUGCUGAUGGUUAGGGUUGUUUGUUUUAAUAAGUAAUGUACUGUAUUUUAUUUGAAAUGUGAUGAUUUGUACCGUAGUUAAUAUCAUUGAUGUCUAAUAAGGCUGCUUGUUUCUGAUGGUAAAAGCAACAUCCUGCAACACCAGCCUUUGUUUAAUGGAAGUCAGUCUGGGUAGUGCUAUUAUGCCUUCUCUUUUCACUCUUUGUUCUGCUCAACAACAAAAAACGAUGGAAACGUGCACAAACAGUAGGACUGUCCUAGAAAAAACGAAUCAGCCUAUUGGGCACCAAAGGGCUUCAGAGUGAGUUUUAUAUUGGGUUGGUGUUUGCAAAGUGUUGUUGUGGGGGGGGGGGACCAAUUUAUCUGCUUCUAAAAUUGGGGAGGACAUGCCCUCUCCCACGGGGCACCACUUUGGAGUUUGACAUGAGAAUAUCUUGACUGCAGUACUCUAAUUUUGGGUUCAAGUGAUUUUAUGUAAGUAUUGUAAUUAUUUAAAACGCCAAGAUGUACCCUUGUAACUUUUGUAAUUCUAUAAAAUGAUGACACCAUCAUUGUGUUCAAUUA